AUGGAGGGGGUGUGGGAUCUUUGCACCGGGGAGUACACCUUCCCCACAUUUUUCGAAGAACGAAUUCUGCUCUCUGUCCCCGCCUUUAGAGAAGGCGACCGCUAUAACCCCACCUUCGUCAACAACCACAAGCGACAAUGGAAGGGAAUAUGCGCCAUAGCCACGGGAGUGAUACUCUCCUCCAUGGAGGAGCACUUGUUCUUACGCUAUGGGAAAUAUGAGGACCCGGCGCUUCUAUGGCAGGCGCUUCUUGAUGGGCACCAAGCCAGCCUUUACAGUAGUGACAAAUAUCUUUACUCGGAGCUGGUUGAGAACACUAGGUUACUUGAGGGGGAGCCUGUGGUUAGCUAUAUCAAUAGAGUCAACCACUUGCUUGAACAACUGCAUAGGAAGGCGUCAGCGGCGGAGGGUCUAUCGCUUAUGCUAGCGGGGCUAAUUCUCUAUGAUAUUUGGCAGGUGACCAAAGAUAAUAUAAAGGCCUAUGAGUCUCCCAGUAUCGACUCGGUAACCCCUGAGCUGGAAGAAUUUCAACACAAUUACCAAAGGUUCAUGAUCAACGAGCGACAGGCCAGAAUCUCAGAUAACGCUCCCAGGGGAAGUAGGAGGAACCGGCACAGAGAUAGACGCCAGUAG
Molecule: messenger RNA, 633 nt
Organism: Morchella importuna
Lineage: Eukaryota; Fungi; Ascomycota; Pezizomycetes; Pezizales; Morchellaceae
Exons: 2
Coding region: 1-633 (210 amino acids)
Source: RefSeq, a predicted model, not a curated record